UGCGCCCGUACGAUCGGCGCUCCAGGCUUGAUGCUCACAUAACUCGACAGCUUCCAGUGCUCGAGUCGACUACUGCGUCGUGUGAAAAUUGCGUUUAAUUAAAGUAUAAAGGCCACUCACUAGCUAAUAAACCUCACCACGUCGGUAAACAUAUUAGUCUGCAUAUUAUCCGUGCCGCGCCCGUGACAAAAUGAGCUCAGAAAGGACGGAGAUUGCAUAUCCGUUGCCAGAGGUGCACAGAUCGAAACCACAGACUUGUAGGUCCAGUGUUAAGCUGGGCCUGGGCGUCAACGAACAAACGGGUCGCCUACAAUGGUGUCCCGGUCUGACUUGUUGCAAAAUUUUACUAUUACUUCCAGUGAUUCUGCUGCCAUUGCUGCUGGUGUUGGUGCUGUUGAUACGAAUGGACAGCAUGCUUACUGCACUGCAGUUGAAUAAAAAUGGUCGUCAGUCGGCCAACCUAGUCGUGCCCAGCUAUUUGGAUGACUACGAGUCACUGCUGCCCGAGGGCGAGACUUAUAAUGAACUGAUCAAUGAUGAAUUCCUGGUGCCACAGGCGAAGCGAUCGCAGCUGGAGACGCAUGCAGCGGAACGAGCCAAGCGUUGUCUGUCCUUUCGUUAUGCCAAUGGUGAGACGCUGGAGCUGGAGGAACGUGAGCUUAUGAAGGAUGCGCGCACGUCCUUCCUGCCACACAGUGUGAACGCUCUUCCACAAGAAUGCUUGGAUACUGUCGCCAAUUCGGCACACAAAGCCAAUGAUCUAGAAACUGGUGCUGUUUCGGAGGGAGAUAUUGACGACGACGGCGACGUAAAACGCGAAUUUUACACGAAUCACAAAAAAGCCAUACCACGUCGUUACCUAGAGACCCCACAUUAUUGGGCUUGGAGACUGAAGGAUUGGGAAGAGGCUCGUGAACGGGAAAGACGUAAUGUGGGUGUGCGGAUAAUACGCGAAGCUUCCGAGGCAGAUGAUCAAGGUGAAGACAGUAUGGAGGACUUGGAGUCACAAAUAUUGGAAACUACUGCCGCACUGCAGUCUUUUUGGAAUGAGCAGGGCACUCGAGAAGGCAUACGACAAGCACAAGCCAAGACCAUGCAACGUUACAUGGACCUUAAGGUUGAUCCUUGCGUUGACUUCUACAAAUACGCCUGUGGAAAUUGGGAGAAAUUGCAUCCCAUACCGAAGGACAAGGCAGGUUUUGACACCUUCGAAAUGUUACGCGAAAGUCUUGACCUUGUACUGCGCAAUCUACUCGAAAAGACUACAGCUCCCUCCGAGGCGCGCAAGAACCAGUUGGAACAGACAGAAAUACGCAACAAUCUUUUUAAGUUGAGUGAGCAUGAGGGGCCUACAGAGGAGAAGACCGCGGCGGCGGAGAAAGCGGAACAGGAGACAGAGGCCGAGCAACUGCGUAAACACAUCGUGCGUCGACGUAACAUUCUCAAUCGAGUACUGGUGCGGUACAAGCGACGCACGAAUGGCACAAAACGGAAGCGACUUAUUGAAACGCCACGUGACAAACCCAAGGAUGAAGAUUUGCUGAAGGAGAAGGACAAGGAAAAGCAAAACAAGGAGGAGCAUGUACACCAUUCCUCGGAAACAGCGAGCACCAACGAAUAUGCCAAGCCCAAAUACGAUGCGCAAGUAAAAGCAAAAAACCUCUACAAAUCCUGUGUGAACAACGAGCUGCUAAGUCGUCGCGGUCUGGAGCCCCUUCACAAGCUCAUCCGGGAUCUAGGAGGUUGGCCCGUUCUGGAUAGUAAAUGGACCGACGCCAACUUCAAUUGGCUGCAAUUGGCGGCCACAUUACGACGCUAUAACAAUGAUAUACUGAUAGUUCAAUGGGUUGGAGCCGACAUUAAGAACUCUGAGGAGAACAUCAUACAAUUUGAUCAAACGGGCUUGGGGCUGCCCACACGCGAGUACUUCCUACAGCACAGCAAUGCCAAAUAUCUGCUAGCCUACCAGCGUUAUAUGUCCGAGGUCAUGCACAAGUUGGGCGCAGCGAAGUCCGACGCCUUGCGUACAGCCACCGAAAUGAUUGCCUUUGAAACACAGCUGGCCCGGAUCACAGCGCCUGCAGAGCAGCGUCUCAAUGUCACCAAACUAUACAAGCGCAUGUCCUUGCAACAACUACAUAGCACCGUACCCCAAAUCAAUUGGGCUGGAUACCUGAGCACGCUGCAGAAUCGUGAAGUGCGCGAUGGGGAGGAGGUGGUCAUCUAUGCUAUCGAAUAUAUGAAACAACUGGUGGCACUGAUCGCCGAAACCGAGCCGCGGACCGUAGCCAACUAUAUGAUGUGGCGCUUUGUGCGCCAUCGCAUCAACAAUGUGGACGAUCGCUUCGAUGACAUCAAGCAGAGCUUCUAUCAUGCGCUUUUUGGGCGCGAAGAGAGCCCACAACGCUGGAAGGUGUGCAUAUCACAGGUAAACACCAACAUGGGAAUGGCCGUGGGGUCCAUGUUCGUCAGCCGAUACUUUGAUGAUAAUAGCAAACGGGAUACGCUUCGGAUGACCCACGAGCUCCAACAGGCAUUCCGCGACAUACUCAAGACCACUGAUUGGCUCGAUCAUGCCACCAAACAGCUAGCCGAGGAGAAGGUAAAUGCUAUGUCAUUAAAAAUUGGCUAUCCCGACUUUAUACUCAAUGCUGGCGAGCUCAACGAAAAGUAUGCUGGCAUUGAGAUUCAUCCAGAUAAAUAUUUCGAGAACACUCUGAACGUGCUGCUGCACACAGCGAGGACGGAGCAGUCAAAGCUUCAUGAACGUGUCAAUAAGACCAACUGGCAAACGGCGCCGGCUAUCGUGAACGCCUACUACAGUCGCAACAAGAAUCAAAUAAUGUUUCCAGCGGGCAUAUUGCAGCCACCAUUCUACCAUCGUCACUUUCCCAAGUCACUGAAUUUCGGUGGAAUCGGUGUAGUCAUUGGCCAUGAGCUGACGCACGGAUUCGAUGACAAGGGCAGGCUAUUCGACAGCAAUGGCAAUAUACACAAAUGGUGGACCGAUGCCUCCAUUCGCGGAUUCGAUGAGCGUGCCCGCUGCAUUAUUGCACAAUAUAGUAACUAUACGGUUGAAGAGGUGGGCAUAGCCCUCAAUGGCGAAAGCACACAAGGUGAAAAUAUUGCAGAUAACGGUGGCCUGAGACAGGCAUUCCAUGCCUACAAACGCUGGCUGAACGAACAUCCACAGGAGGCUGGGGAGGAGCGUCUUCCGGGCCUUAAUAUGACUGGGCCGCAAUUGUUCUUCCUAAACUUUGGCCAAGUGUGGUGCGGCGCUAUGCGUCCUGAGGCUAUACGAAAUAAACUAAAUACGGCCAUACAUAGUCCGGGCCGAUAUCGGGUCAUUGGCACAUUAUCCAACUCAUAUGAUUUUGCGCGGGAGUUUCAUUGUGCCGCCGGCACGCCUAUGAAUCCGUUCCACAAGUGUAGCGUGUGGUAGCCUUUAGCGCAUUUACCUAUUAACCUAAGAGUAUUAACAGUGGCUUGCGCGUUAGAACAAGCGUACGUGGUUGUGUGUGGCUGGUAGCUUUCUCGUUAUACAUAUGCCUCCUCCAGGCCGAGCCAGACCAGGCCAGGCCAGGCGCCCCACAAUUCACUUGGCACACCCUUGUUUUGAAACAACAACAUCGCAGCUGUACGCGAACUUCAACUGCUUAGCUUUUAUUGCAUACCCCAACGGACUUGCCAAUCAAACUGUAUUACAAGCAUAGAAGAUGAACUCAGAGCACAUAAUAUUUAUGUAGAGAAAAUUGUGCCAAAAUGUUGCAAUUUACUUGUUUGUUGCAACUCUUUAUACUAUAUAUUUUAUAAAUAGAACAUGUCAUAUUUUUCUAGUUAUUUCAUAUAAUUUAGCUUAAGCGAUUUAAAAAUUUGUGAUAAUUCCAACAAAAUGUAAAUAAAACCAUUUAAUAAAAUCAAAAUAAGCAAAAGCCCUUUCAAA
Scaptodrosophila lebanonensis is the source of this 3943-nucleotide messenger RNA. RefSeq names its product neprilysin-4 (gene Nep4). Gene Ontology annotation, cellular component: plasma membrane. Gene Ontology annotation, biological process: protein processing. Gene Ontology annotation, molecular function: metalloendopeptidase activity. The transcript is spliced from 5 exons. Lineage: Eukaryota; Metazoa; Arthropoda; Insecta; Diptera; Drosophilidae. The coding region runs from base 191 to 3442 and encodes 1083 amino acids. The record is from RefSeq and is a predicted model, not a curated record.